AUGGCGCUGAGCAUCUACUGGACCGCGCUGUUCGUCCUCGCGCCCCUCGUCGCUCUCGCCGUCGGACACCAGAUCGUCUCACGCCGGUUCCUGACCUCGAAGCCCGAGGACACCACAUCCGCCCGCGAUGCCGACGCCAAGGGCUUCUGCAAGACGUUCAUGUGCGUCUACCUGAUCGUGAUGGCGUCGGAAUGGCUUCAGAGCCCCUACACCUACUCGCUUUUCCGCGACGAGAAGCAGCUUAACGAGCGGUCCGUCGCGCUCCUAUACGCCACCACCUAUGCCUCCGCCGCCGUGUCCGCCUUCCUUACCGGCUACCUCGCCGACCGGUUCGGCAGGAGAUCGGCAUGCCUGGCGUCGUGCGCCAUCCACUCGCUCGCCUCCCUCUCGGUUAAGUUCGACCAGCUCGAGGUCUUGAUCGCCGGUCGGGUCCUGAGCGGUAUCAGCCUCAACCUCCUCUGGACCGCCUUCGAGAGCUGGAUGGUUACCGAGUACAAAGCCCGCUCGCUGGAGAAGAGCUCUUUGGCGCUGAGCACCAUGUUCAGCAUCAUGACCACCUUCAAUAGCAUAACCGCCAUCUUCGCAGGCAUCUUGGGCCACUACAUCGUCCUCGCUUCCGGAUCCAAGGCUGAUCCAUUUUUCGCCGGAGCGGUUUUGGAUGUCUGCGCCGCGGUGCUCAUGCUUCGAACGUGGAACGAGAAUCGAGGAGCCCCUCGUGUCGCCACCGGCCUGGACGAUGACGGACGUAGCCCUGAAAGCGAUGCCGAUGAGAAGACUCACCCCGAGAGAAUAAUAACGGCGUUGAAAGACAGGAGAGUCUGGGUUCUCAGUUUCGCCUCGUGCUGUUUUGAGGGAGCCGUUUUCCUCAUCAUGUUCUUCUGGUCCGAGUUGCUCCAGAACGCAUACGACAGGGAGCAUCCCGAAGAGGAGGGCGGCUCGAUCCAGUACGGCGUGAUCUUCUCGACCUUCAUGGCCACCGUAGUUUUAGGCUCGGUGCUAUUUAACUUCAUCACCCGAGACACCGCGCCUUCGCCCACGACAGAAAAGGACGCCGAGGUGGGCGAGGUCACCCCGAACUUGCUCUUCGGCUCGGCGCUCUUCGUGAGCGCGUUGAGCCUUCUCGUCGCCGCGUUCGCCCAGAGAGAACUGUACCUCUUCCUGGCGCUUCUCCUCUUCGAAGCGUGCAACGGCGUCUAUUCCCCUAGCAUGGGUUUCCACCGAGGCAUGAUCGUGAAGGAUUCCGGCCGGGCCCUGACCUACGGCCUGAUGAACGUCCCGCUAUUCGCUUUUAUCAUCAUCGCGCUAGGUACUACGGGCAGCACCGGAGCCGAGCAUCGGCAGAUCGUCUUCAUAUUCUUGGCCAUGCUGCUAUUCAUCGCAGCUUUAUCUAUCAUUCUAGCGCUUGGGGAUUCUGACACCCAUCUGGGCUUCCAGCAGGUGUCAGAUAUAGAGCUCGAAGAUGCCGACGCCGCUGGCAAGGAAGAAGCGCCAGGCAACAGCACGAAUUGA
Durotheca rogersii is the source of this 1509-nucleotide messenger RNA. Its product is annotated as MFS general substrate transporter. Gene Ontology annotation, biological process: molybdate ion transport. Gene Ontology annotation, molecular function: molybdate ion transmembrane transporter activity. The transcript is spliced from 4 exons. Bases 1 to 1509 code for a protein of 502 amino acids. The record is from RefSeq and is a predicted model, not a curated record. Gene Ontology annotation, cellular component: membrane. NCBI's taxonomy places the organism in Eukaryota, Fungi, Ascomycota, Sordariomycetes, Xylariales, Xylariaceae.